Molecule: messenger RNA, 1827 nt
Organism: Nicotiana attenuata
Lineage: Eukaryota; Viridiplantae; Streptophyta; Magnoliopsida; Solanales; Solanaceae
Exons: 1
Coding region: 1-1827 (608 amino acids)
Source: RefSeq, a predicted model, not a curated record
AUGGACAAUCCUACAAAUAAAAGAUGGAUGUAUUGUGAAAGAGUUAGUAAAGAAUAUUUGGAUGGAGUAGAGGAUUUUUUAAAUCAUGCCUUUUCUGAAAAACAAUAUGGAGAAAAAAUUGCAUGUCCUUGUACGGAGUGUGUGCUUAUCCAUCAAGUAAAUCGGGCUACAACAUAUGAUCAUCUUGUGGUUAAUGAUAUUAUACCAUCAUAUGAUACUUGGUAUUGUUAUGGUGAGUCUCUAAAGGGAUCAAACAAUGCUGAAGAAAAUAAUCGCAGUCAGUCAACUCAAAGUGGCGAUGAUAUGAGAGGAAUGAUACAUGAUGCAUUUGCAGGUGUUACACAGUUCAUGGAUACUGACGUUAGUGAAUUAGGUGGCAUGGAGCAAGACUUACAAGAGAAUACUGCUCAUCCAUUUGGAAAUCAACCUCAUCUAGAGGUGGAUAAGUUUGAAUGGCUCAUGAAGGAGGCAAAUGAAGAAUUAUAUCCCGGAUGUAAGAAGUUUAGCAAACUCUCUUUUUUGCUGCAUUUGUAUCGUACAAAAUGCAUGUUCAAGUGGUCAAAUGAAUCUUUUAAUUCUUUUCUUGGACUAUUGAAAGAUGCGCUGCCUGAAGGAGAAAAAUUACCUCCUUCUUUCUAUGAGACCAAAAAGAUAGUUGAAGGCUUGGGCUUAAAGUAUGAAAAAAUCCAUGCUUGUCCCAACGAUUGCAUGCUUUUUAGGAAAGAGUUUGCUAAUAAGAAUGUCAAUGAAUGCAAAAUAUGUGGGGCUUCUAGAUGGAAAAAUGAUGCCAGAAAAAUUCCAGCCAAGGUCUUAAGGUAUUUUCCUUUAAAACCAAGGCUACAGAGAUUGUUUAUGUCUUCAGAAAUUUCUAAAGAAAUGCGAUGGCAUCAUGAUGAGCGCACCAAAGAUGGAGUUUUACGACAUCCUGCAGAUUCUGAGGCUUGGAAAAAUUUUGAUAGUAAAUAUCCCGAAUUUGCUGGAGAUCCUCGCAAUGUGCGCCUAGGAUUAGCUUCUGAUGGAUUUAAUCCAUUUGGCACAAUGCGAACUGUUCACAGUACAUGGCCAGUGAUUUUAAUGCCAUAUAAUCUUCCACCAUGGAUGUGCAUGAAACAAGAGUUCUUCAUACUGUCCUUACUUAUUCCUGGACCAAAAGCACCUGGCAAUAAUAUUGAUGUCUUUUUGCAACCUUUAAUCGAAGAGUUAAAUGAAUUGUGGGAUGUCGGGGUAGAAACAUAUGAUGCCUCGACUAAGGAGAUAUUUCAAAUGCGAGCUGCUCUCAUGUGGACUAUAAAUGAUUUUCCAGCAUAUGGUAAUCUCUCUGGAUGGUCCACUUAUGGUCGGUUUGCCUGCCCUUCUUGUAACAUAAAUACUCAAUCUAGACGGCUCAAACAUGGUAGAAAGUUUUGUUAUAUGGGGCAUCGACGCUUCUUGAAGUCGGGACACAAAUAUCGAAAUGAUGCAAAAUCGUUUCAUGGGACUAAAGAAACAAGACCUGCACCUUGUCCAGUAUCCGGGUCACUACUGUUGAAUCAAGUUAAAGAUAUAAAAUUUACUCUCGGCCAGUCGAGUGAAGGGGUAAGUGGUGUGAUGAAAAAUACAUGGAAAAAGAGGAGUAUUUUCUUCAAUCUUCCUUAUUGGAAGUCUAACUUGGUGCGCCAUAAUCUUGAUGUGAUGCACAUAGAAAAGAAUGUGUGUGAUAACUUACUUUAUACAUUAUUGGAUCUUGGUAAAAAGUCAAAAGACAACUUAGAAGCUCGAUUGGAUUUGAAGGAGAUGAAAAUAAGACCAAGUUUAUGGCCUCAAUAUCGAGCUAGUGGGAAAGCAUAG